This is a messenger RNA of Dipodomys spectabilis (banner-tailed kangaroo rat), 525 nucleotides long. It is a transcript of the gene Mobp, whose product is annotated as myelin associated oligodendrocyte basic protein. The transcript has 2 exons. Gene Ontology annotation, molecular function: actin binding; myosin binding. Gene Ontology annotation, cellular component: cortical actin cytoskeleton. The coding region runs from base 1 to 525 and encodes 174 amino acids. The record is from RefSeq and is a predicted model, not a curated record. Lineage: Eukaryota; Metazoa; Chordata; Mammalia; Rodentia; Heteromyidae.
AUGAGCCAGAAGAUGGCGAAGGAAGGGCCCCGCCUCUCCAAGAACCAGAAGUUCUCCGAGCACUUCAGCAUCCAUUGCUGCCCGCCCUUCACCUUCCUCAACUCCAAGCGGGAGAUCGUAGACCGCAAGUACAGCCUGUGCAGGAGCGGCUGCUUCUACCAGAAGAAGGAGGAGGACUGGAUCUGCUGCGCCUGCCAGAAGACCAGCCUCCUUGAAGUAGCUAGGCCCAUGGACGGCCGUGGUGUCUUUUGGCUCCCCAGCACCCGACGCCGUGCCAGGUCCCCCCAGAGACCCCAGCCCCGGCCAGCCUCGCCCCCUGCCGUGGCCAGAGCGCCCAGCAAGCCGCGGUCCCCUCCGAGGACGGAGCGUCAGCCACGGCCUCGGCCAGAGGUUCGAGCACCACCUCCACCAGCAGCCAAGCAGCGGCCCAGGCAGAAAGCCCAGCAGCCUGCAGCGAGGAGGAGCCCCCUGCGGGGCUCGGGCCCGGGCCGGGGGGCCUCGCCCGCCAAGGCCUCUAGGUUCUGA